AUAGAAAUAUAUUAUAACAUUUGGUUUGUGUAGGGGAGAUGUCAGUUUUAGUUUUUUAAGGUAUUUUUAAAAGAGAGAAUACAGGGUUGGGGUUAGUUAUGCAAAGGGAGUAUUAGGGGAUUACAUCUUUGAAUAUGAUGCCCUUGUUUUGUUUUACUUUAGCACCUGUGGUUUUAUUUUAUUUUCGGUGUUGUUUUUUAAAAUUUCCAAUUGAUUGCAUUUAAGGAGUUUUUUAAAAAGUUUUUUUAAAAAAAUCUAAAGUGCAGAUGUACCCAUAGAGUUGGGAUAAUGGAGCCUUACACCUUUGUUUUAGGGCUGAAGAAAGGAGGAGUUAACUCCUCCACCCACGUGGUUUUCCCAAGGUGGAGAUCAGGUAUGUGGGAGGGCGAAGGUUGGGGCAGAAAAGGUGCCUUUCCUCACAGGCCUAAUUCAGAAGGAGAGGCGAGAUUGAAAGCAGCUGGUGAAUGAUUUCAGCACCUAAGACAGUGGACAGAGGCCAGGAAUAAUCAUACAGCUGGCAUCCUGUCCUUCUAGGUGAAAAAGAAACAUGUCAAAGGACCACUUUGAGAACUCUGACUACAUCUGCUCCUUUGGGAUGAAGCUCACGUGGGACAUCAAUGACCCCAAGUUACCACAGGAGCCCAAGUACUUUGAUUCCUUCCAGGAGUGGCCAGAUGGCUACCUGCGGUUCAUUUAUUCCAGUGAUGAUAAAAAUGCACAGAGGCAUCUCAGUGGCUGGGCCAUGCGCAACACUAACAACCACAACUGCCAAAUCCUCAAGAAGUCCUGCCUUGGUGUGGUGGUGUGUGCCAGGAAUUGCACCCUUCUGGAUGGGACCAAACUACAGCUUCGCCCUGCUAUAUGUGACAAAGCUCGCCAAAAACAACAGAGAAAGCAUUGUCCAAACUGCAGUUCAGCUCUUGAAUUAAUUCCCUGUCGAGGGCAUAGUGGCUACCCAGUGACUAAUUUCUGGAGACAUGAGAGCAAAGCAAUAUUUUUCCAGGCCAAGGGAUUGCAUGACCACCCAAGACCAGAAAGUAAAUCUGAGACAGAGGUCAGAAGAAGUGCCCUUAAAAAGCAAUCACCGUCUUCUCACCCGCCUCAGAAAAAAAGGCUUCUGGAGUUUCAGACAGGAACAUUCAAUGAGAAUGCCAGUCACUUUCACUACAUUCAUCAUCUGGCAUGCGAAGAAGGACCGGAAAAAUUCAGCAUAGUCACCGAUACCAGCUUGCCACUCCUACCUCAGUCCCAUCAUUUAUUUCAUAAUGCAGAACCAUACAACAUUACUUAUGAUGCUUCCAACUUCCAAGAAAAUGUGGUAGCACCACUCCAGAACUACACAAGCUCCCAAAUCUACACAUGUAAACCAAGUGUUGGUUAUGAGUGUGCCUUUCCUGGAUACAUGACUCCUAGUUUAUGCUCAACUUUUCAUAAAGAUGCAAUGAAUAUUCCAGUGGACUCUGAUCACGUUCUGCUGAAUGGACUCCAGUAUCAUAUAAAUUCAUUAAAUGUACAUGAAAAGAACUCUGACAUCAUCCAUAAGUACAAUGGAUUGAGACAAACCUCAGGGGAAACAAACUGUGAAGAAAAGAUUGGCUAUGGGCCAUGUCAACUUAAUGCUAACCAUCCCCACUAUAGCGAAGAAUAUACUUGUAGAUAUAGUAGUCUUUCCUCCUUGGAGGUUCCAGCUUUGCAAACAGUUAUAACUACAACAACUCAGAUGUCCCUUGAGGCCUACAAGCCUCCUAUACUGAAGUACGGUGACAGUUCUGUGUAUGAUGUCAAAGAUCUUCUAAGCUGCUCCAUGGCAGAUAGCAUUUCAGAAAAUGUUUGUCCACAAAUAAACUUUCAAGAAGACUGGGCAAUAGGCAAAUCAAAUUUACCUGAGGAACAUUUUCUGACCACUAGUAAGGUAGGCCCUGUAGCAUCGGUGGAAACUUGUCAGAUCAGUCCUAAUAUGGAGAAAAGUUAUAAAGUUUAUGAAGAAGAGACAUUUGGAUUUGAAAACACCGAAUACUGAGCUCCAGAAAUAUUCGAUGUAUUUUUCUAUAAAAACAUAACACAAAUAUUAUCUAGUUACAUAUUUGAAAUAAAUAAAAAGGAAAUAUAUUAAUCUUGGAACAUUAAGGGCCCUUUCAGACAGGCCCUAUAUCUCAGGAUCUGAUCCCAGGUUUUCUGCUUUAAACUAGAUUUUGAUUCCACACUGUUAGAUAAUCUGGGAUAAACACAAAACCUGGCAUAUAGGGCUAGUUUGGAAGGGCCCUAUGUCAAUGCUGUGGUUGAAUCAUGAAUUCUAAACCUAGCACAUGGAGCCCCCGGUGGUGCAGCGUGUUAAAACGCUGAGCUGCUAAACCUGUGGACCAAAAGGUCGCAGGUUUGAAUCUGGGGAGUGGCGUGAGCGCCCACUGUUAGCCCCAGCUUCUGCCAA
Messenger RNA from Anolis carolinensis (green anole), 2428 nucleotides. It is a transcript of the gene gcm2, whose product is annotated as glial cells missing transcription factor 2. Gene Ontology annotation, molecular function: DNA-binding transcription activator activity, RNA polymerase II-specific; RNA polymerase II cis-regulatory region sequence-specific DNA binding. The transcript has 6 exons. The record is from RefSeq and is a predicted model, not a curated record. Gene Ontology annotation, biological process: gliogenesis; regulation of transcription by RNA polymerase II. The coding region runs from base 548 to 2020 and encodes 490 amino acids. Gene Ontology annotation, cellular component: nucleus. Lineage: Eukaryota; Metazoa; Chordata; Lepidosauria; Squamata; Anolidae.